AUGACUCGAAUGACGACUGCUGCAUCGCGUGCGACGCUCAGUGUGCGUCGCACGAGCCCCAGUGUCGGCGUAUCGUUCCGCCGUUCCCAAGCCUUCUCGGCCGUUCAGCUGGCGUUCGUGGCGCUGCUGGCGGUCGGCUUCACAGCCCGUAACGCGGCUGCUUCUAUCGUGUACAACAGUGCGGGCGUGCAUGCUUCUAACGGGGUUCCAGUGCGGAACCUCGGACGGUGGCGCGCGCAGGAAGGGGAGAUGACGGCAGGAGGACGCGGACUGAUCAGCAGCAGCAGCAUCAGCAUCAGCGACAGCAGCAGCGGUGGCGGCAGUGGCGGCGGUAUUGGCAGCGGAGGGGAAGGCGGGGAGAUUCCCGAGUGGGCGCGGAGCGAGGUGUUGCGGUGGGAGGCCGCGCGCGCGCGCGAGCUCGGGCAGACGGAGGAGGAUGAAGCGGAGCGGGCGAAGCGGGCGGCGCACGCGGAGAUGGCGCGCGCGCUGUGGGAGGAGACGGAGGCGCAGUUCGAAGGGCGGCUGCAGGAGUGGCGCAGGCAAAGCGCGCGCCUGCAGGGGGUGGCGCAGCGGAAGUCGGAGAAGCGCGCCAGGCGCGCCAGGCACAAGUGGGCGCGCGCGCAGGGAAAACAGGCGCACGCACGGCCGGAGAGGAGCGGAAGUGGCGUUUUCGCGGUUAGCAGCGCUGGUGGUAGCGUUGGUAGUAGCGAUAGUAGUGAUGGUGGUGAUGGUUCUACUGCUGCGCGAGUCGCGAGCCCCACAGAGGAGGAGCUGUUGGAUCUCAUGCCGGGAGGCACGCGCUCCUGGCAGAACCUUAAAGCCUCCGCUACCCGCUCCUCCUCAGCGUCCCCCUCCGCCUUCUCUGCCUCCAUUGCCUCCUCCUCCUCCGAUCCCUCUCCCUCCUCCUCUUCCAAUUCCUCUUCCUCUGCCUCCUCUUCCUCUUCCUCCUCUUCCGAUUCCCCCUCGUGCAACUGUUCUUCUUCCUCAUCCGGUACGAAAAGCAAGAGCGACACGUCGCCUCCGACUCCAUGGGAGGAGAAUCGGCCGGCGGGAGAGUCCCCAUGCAGCCCCAGGAGCACCGGACCGGUGAUCAACGUCACCACUCUGGACCACAUUCUAUCGCGCACGAAGUACCCGUGGAACCAGACCGUCACCCUGGUGCUGCAGGCGUCGAUUACUCUCGACCACUCGUUGGUGCUCGAUUCGAGCUUCUCAUGCACCAUCUUCCAGGCAGACACGCUCCCCAGCGAAUACGUUUUGGAGAUCACCACCGACACGGAGCCCGUUCUUCAGGUGCACAACGCGAGCAACAUGGUGUUUAUCGGGAUCGGUCUGAGGAGUCCUGUCAGAAACGGGUCAGCUUAUUGCGAGUCGCUGCCCGAGUAUGGGAAUUUGUUGGGGAACGACCUCCUGUGCCCGGCUCUGCUCAUCUACCGGUCGUACGGCAUUCAGUUCACGCAGGCGUCAGUGGUGGGGCGGAUAGACGUGUUCCGCUGCGCAUACACGAAGCUGGACUCGCUCUUUGCCACGGCGCCCUGGGACUUCCAAUACCACCCGGGGGUCAUCCGCAUGGGCAUGAGCGGCAUCGGCGUCAACCUCACCUCCUCCGAGAAUAUAAUCUCCAAUAACGACCUCUUUGGCGCGUGGGAGCUCAUCUACCUCUAUCGGGGAACCAUUGGAGCUACUGUGAGGAACAACUUCCUCCACGACUACCUCUUCUCAGGCUUCAGGUGUGGAGCGGACGUGCAUUUCGCGUGGGACUGUGCGCUGACGACAGUGAAGCACAACUUUGUGUUCUCCCCGCAGAAGAAGAACCUCACAGGCGACUCUGCUGGCAUCUACUUCUGCACGCACUGGUUCAGCCCCGGGAACACGGUGAGCUGCAACUAUGUGAUCGGCGGGGACCACUGCUACUACCUGGACUACUGCACGUCAGGCGUGGAGAUUCAGGGGGGCGUGUGCCUGCAGCUGUGGGACGGUGUGAAGCUGAACAACGGCAAGAGGAACCACAUCCGCAGCCUGCUCAUGGUGGGGCUGGGCCAGAGCCCCGGCUACAUCACGUGCUUCACUGUCACGGUCAACCACUGUCGAAAGGACCCCGGGUCGUAUUGGGAGGCCAUGCGGAAGCUGUACUACGACACGCCUGAGAUCAACAAGGUAAGUCCUCAUGGUGGGGUUGGGACAAAGCCCGGUUCAGAGCUCCUCUCUACCCCUCUCGGCCCCUCUCCGCCCCUCUCCACCGCUCUCCACCCCUCUCCACCACUCUCCACCCCUCUCCACUUCUCUCCACCGCUCUUCAUCCCUCUCCUCCCCUCUUACACCCCUCUCCACCCCUCUCCUCCCCUCUCUCCCCUCUUCACCCCUCUGCACCCCUCUGCACACCUCUGCACACCUCUGCACACCUCUGCACCCCAUUCAACCCUCUGCACCCCUCUCCACCCCUCUGCACCCCUCGCCAAACCCCCACCCCUUCUCCGGAUUCAGGCCAAGAAAAGGUGGCGUGGCCGUCUUUCCUUUCCCCUCAGCCAUGGCCGUCUUUCCUUUCCCCUCAGCCAUGGCCGUCUUUCCUUUCCCCUCAGCCAUGGCAAGCCAUGGCAGCAGCACGGCCCCUCUGCCUCGCCGCCACCAUCCCAUCCCAUGGCACAUAUCCGACAGCCUCUGCCUCGCCGCCACCAUCCCAUCCCAUGGCACAUAUCCGACAGCCUCUGCCUCGCCGCCACCAUCCCAUCCCAUGGCACAUAUCCGACAGCCUCUGCCUCGCCGCCACCAUCCCAUCCCAUGGCACAUAUCCGACAGCCUCUGCCUCGCCGCCACCAUCCCAUCCCAUGGCACAUAUCCGACAGCCUCUGCCUCGCCGCCACCAUCCCAUCCCAUGGCACAUAUCCGACAGCCUCUGCCUCGCCGCCACCAUCCCAUCCCAUGGCACAUAUCCGACAGCCUCUGCCUCGCCCCCACCAUCCCAUCCCAUGGCACAUAUCCGACAGCCUCUGCCUCGCCGCCACCAUCCCAUCCCAUGGCACAUAUCCGACAGCCUCUGCCUCGCCGCCACCAUCCCAUCCCAUGGCACAUAUCCGACAGCCUCUGCCUCGCCGCCACCAUCCCAUCCCAUGGCACAUAUCCGACAGCCUCUGCCUCGCCGCCACCAUCCCAUCCCAUGGCACAUAUCCGACAGCCUCUGCCUCGCCGCCACCAUCCCAUCCCAUGGCACAUAUCCGACAGCCUCUGCCUCGCCGCCACCAUCCCAUCCCAUGGCACAUAUCCGACAGCCUCUGCCUCUCUGCAGCAAAGCCAGCCGCACUCACUCCUAAGCUAGUGUGGCCCUCCUCCCUUUCCUCUCCGCCAUCACAGCAGCACUCGCCUCGCCCCCUUCCGCGCCCCCAUCAUCCCGUCACAGAUAUACGGUACGACAGCCGCUGCCUCUCUGCUGCUGAGUGCUGA
Closterium sp. NIES-65 is the source of this 3438-nucleotide messenger RNA. NCBI's taxonomy places the organism in Eukaryota, Viridiplantae, Streptophyta, Zygnematophyceae, Desmidiales, Closteriaceae. The record is from the annotation of a GenBank genome assembly.